Molecule: messenger RNA, 3184 nt
Organism: Diachasmimorpha longicaudata
Lineage: Eukaryota; Metazoa; Arthropoda; Insecta; Hymenoptera; Braconidae
Product: transcription factor SOX-10-like
Exons: 5
Coding region: 677-1942 (421 amino acids)
Biological process (GO): regulation of transcription by RNA polymerase II
Cellular component (GO): nucleus
Molecular function (GO): RNA polymerase II cis-regulatory region sequence-specific DNA binding; DNA-binding transcription factor activity, RNA polymerase II-specific
Source: RefSeq, a predicted model, not a curated record
ACCCAGUCGCAAGCAACAAGUGUCGUUAGUUGUACGCCCCGCCUCCCUACAUCUACUCCAAAAGCUGGGAACGCGUGGUGGAAACUGCCCCGAGGCAAUCCAACCACCUCACUCCAGCUCCGAUCGCGCUCCGGCACGAAUCGCCUUGAGUAAACAUCAUUCCCCCGGCAUUUUGACAUUUUAGUCAGCCUUUUCCCCAAUAACGUGCGGUUAUUGAUCACGUGUUGUUUCCGUAACUGAUCAAUCCAAAUCAAUCAUCCUGACGACCCAAAAAAGCACCAUCUUAAUUUUUUUUCACGUGGAAUAAUUGCCUGGAGCCUUAAGUAUUAUGAAAACCCGGUGGAUUUUGUUGAUUUUCCGGUUUUCAAUAACAAUCACCUGUUGAUUAAGUGAAAAAUCAGUGGAUUCAGUGGUUCCUUGUCUUUUUAAAUUCUGACAGCUCCUCUCGAAGUGCACAGCCUCGCCGGCAAUUUUUUUUCCAGUGAAUGAGGGAGGAGAUAAGAAUUGUUGCUCAUUUAUUAUACAGAUAAUAAGAAACAAAGAUACUAAGGGGGAAAAGUCGGACUCAGUUUCCUCAAGUGCAAUGACAAUAACUGGUUAGAACAAUUCCACUGAUUUUAUGAAAUUGUGUUACGAAGUUUGAGAUUAAAUUAAACUGUGAAAGUGUGAGAGAAAGAUGAAUAACAUUAUCGGCGAAUCUUCGGGAUUAAUUGUCGCAUGUAUCACUGACAACGGCAUUAAUAACAAUAAUGCAAUGAAGAAUGGUGGAAGUAAUUGCAAUACACUGGCUAUUAUUGAGCCGAAUGCUGACGAGGGAAUCAACGCUGCCGUCGCAAAAGUUCUUCAGGGUUUCGACUGGACAUUGGUACCAACUGCUACCAAAGGCCCAGGAGACAAACGAACCACUCAUGUAAAGAGGCCGAUGAAUGCGUUUAUGGUGUGGGCACAGGCAGCGAGACGAAGAUUAGCUGAUCAGUACCCACAGCUUCAUAAUGCCGAGUUGUCGAAGACUUUGGGAAAAUUGUGGAGAUCAAUAAAGGAUGAGGACAAAAAACCGUUUAUUGAGGCGGCGGAUAAACUUCGCAUUAUUCACAAACGCGAACACCCGGACUACAAAUAUCAGCCGCGUCGUAGAAAGCAGAUAGGGCCACCAUCUGGUCCUGAAAAGUCACAAGCGCGAAAUCAGACUAACGUGACCUUCAGUAUUUCAAAUUCCUUGAAACAAGAAGAUCUGAGUCCGCGUGGACUUCAAGGGCCGACUUCACCCCCGAGCCGAGCAAGUUCCUCACCUCCCACGACGCCGAAUCAGGGCUUGUCGCCUCCAACGCCACCAGCAACGCCUCGAGGCCACCACUUUAUCAAUCAGGUGCCUCAGCAUCAGCAGAACAACCUGUAUCACCAGGAUUUAUCGGCGUCUUCGGUUUCUGACUCGUCGCAGCAUCACGGAAGUGUCGAUUUCAACGGAUACAUCGAGGCCAAUGACCAGAUCCAGUCGGAGGAUGGACCAAUGAGCAGUCUAGGAUCACUUGGUGGUGUUAAUCUCAAUAUUCCGUUGAGUCUUCAGGAGUGUGAAGUUGAGAGCAGUGAAUUGGAUCAGUAUCUUCCGUGUCAUACAGUAUCUGUUCAUCCGUACCAGAACGUGAAUUCAAAUAAUUCUUCACCGUCUUGGGGAUCAGUGACUCGGUACGACGAUGACUUGGAGAGACCCAGCAAAAGACACUGCGGUGAUCCAACAAUCGCCGAAUUAUCCUGGGAAGAUCGACAACACCAUAUAAUACAAUACCACGAGCUCCAGCCCCCGUUACCCCCGGUUCAGUACAUAUCAGGCCCUCACCAUCCUCAUCCAACACAAGUGAAUCACUCCCAUGUGGGCAAUCCCUACGUGCAAUACCCUGCACAUCGUUACGUGCCCGGCAUCGAAUCUUGGACUAACUACCAUUGAGGCGCGAUGAUUAAAAAAAAUUGAGGAUUAAUGAGUUCAAAAUACGUAGAUCAUAAACGCGAAGAGAUAGCCAAAUACAAUGUAAUUAAUGUUCAAUUACAGUGAUCGGAAUAAGCCUAGUGAUAGUGUGAAUAAAAUACUGAUGACAGCAAAAAAAUAGAGGAGAUACAUAUAGUGUACCUGUAAAUAAGUGUGUGCGUGUGUAUGUAUGUAUGUGUAUGAGGUAUGUGUGUGUGUGCGAUGUUUGAAAGAUUGAGAAACUGAAUCGAAGAUACACGAAGCAGAUCGUGAUUACAACUCCUACCGCCAUUCGCCUCCAUGACAUCAUUCCAUGACAGCUUUCCCUCCUCCCUCGCGUCAUUCCAAAGCCGAGUCCAGUCAAAAGACCGCAGAUAUCUACACUUUUAACGAAUGGGGUUCUUGUAAAAUAAUUUCAAUUGCACAUAUCACCUGUAAUUCAUUUUAUUUGCUAGAAUAUCGUUGUCGAAGGGGAGGCGUUUUUCCGACAGAAAUCGGGAACUUGCAGAAUUUUUUUAUCUCAAUUUUCUGAUCUUAAGUUGGCAACUUGAAUAAAAGUUAAAAUAUACAUAAGGUAUUGCUCAUUAAUCGCCACUUAAUUAUUAAAAAAUCGAACAGGUCGGAUACCUUCAAAUCGUAAGAGACGUCACGCGGACGGUCGCGCGCUGGGCCAAUCACAGGGCGCCUCGAGCCGACCGGAGCCGAUCUCCAGAUCGCCCUCGACCAAUGAAGGACGACAACCCCCCACUCUCAUCACAUUUAAUCAAUGAACCCAUUAGCCGAGCGUCUUCGUACCCGCGCGACCGAACAAUUAGUCUCCAAAAACGUCUGAUUUUCAAUUAAUUUUCCAAGAUAUCUGUAUAUUACUAUAUAUUUUUUUACACAUGUAAGAAUGUCUGUAAAUGAGGAUGCGAACGAAUUAAGCUCUCUGCAAGUUCCCUAUCGAGACUAUUUCUUAUGGACAAUUGAGAAUGUGGUGGAAUGAAUGCCAUCGCUGACGAUAAGAAUAAAAAAAUAUGUGAACAGCUAUCAAUUAUUCCUCACUUAUUUUUAGCAUAAUAAUCAUUAAAGGUAUAUGAGAAUUUAUGAACAGCUUUUUCGUACUUAGAUAUUUAUUUACAUUAUUAACCUGUUUGUUUUUCAUUAUUAUGUUUAUUCGAUCACAAACAACAUUUGUAUCUGUAUUUUAAUGAUGAAAUAAAAAUAAUCAUUAUACCAAUUCAA